AUGCGCGCUUGUUCAUUAGUUCUUCUGUCCGUCAAUCACGCAGUGCCCUUUCUUGAGUCCUCAUUGGCUGGAGGGCUGAGGGGGCGGGUUUCGCGGUCGGGUGGCCUAGACAUGGCUGACAGGCAAGGUUGGCAGCCGCCGCGGUCCUGCGAGGCCUACCGCGCCGAGUGGAAGCUCUGCCGCAGCGCCAGGCACUUCCUGCACCACUACUACGUCCACGGCGAGCGGCCGCGCUGCGAACAGUGGUGGCGCGACCUGGCCAGCUGCCGCGACUGGGAGGAGCGCCGGAGCCCCGAGGCCCAGCAAUCCCUCUGUGAGAGUGAGCGGGCACGAGUCCAGGCUGCUCAGAAGCACACCCUGGUGUGGGCCCUGAGGGAGCGCCCCCCUGAAGACUGGCACCUCCCUCUGCCACAGGAGAAGGACGAAUGAACAAGAAACAGCCCUGCCCUGUGCAGCUUCCUUAGGUCUUUUUCAGGAGCUGUUGCAGUCCUGAGGACGAUAAUGCGACCAAAUGGCCUACUAGGUCCCUGCGAGCUCUCCCCUGGCUUGCAACAUGCAGCAAGACAUUGCCAGCCCUGCUUGCCCACCUUCACUGCAUGCAGGGUGUCCUGACACUGGUGCUCUGGAAAACAACUGUGGCCACUCCAGAGCUUCCAGGGAGCCACACAUUUUGGCAGGCAUAUCUAAGCAGCAGUCAGGCUGGGCAUGGCAGUACCAGGAGGUGGCAGUCCUGAGGUCCAGGAUCCUCAGACCCUGGAAGGGGAGCCCUGACCUGUGUGGACACAUGGGUGUGUCAGAAUGAGAUAGCUAAAUAGAUGUGUGCUAUGGAUACCUUUCCUCCUCCUGGGGUUGCUGACCUCUGUGUGCUGUGGCCCUCAGAUUCCAAGGCGUGGAGGUCACGCUCUGCUCCGUCCUACUUGCCCAUCCCACUGCAGAUGCAGGCAAGCAGCCAGGGCUCCUGCACUAACGCUCUUCACCUGCAAGGCUCCCACGUGGGAAAUGCACUCUCACACACAGGAAAAAGGAAAAGACAUGCAGAACUUCACACAAAAGGGAUUUGUGGAAUCUUAAGACAUCUAGGACUCUUUCCUCAGAAUUUUCCCUGAUUGUUAAUAUGUCAAAGCCAUUUCACAUGUUUGAUUCCAAUUAGAAGCUGAAAAUAAAGUAACACUUUUGUUAGAUUUCACAUCUAACAGUGUUAUGUUGGGCAGUACUGGAAUUUUGUAUGCCUAUUCUCUUGUACAUGUUUUAAAAAUGUUACAUGUACAUGAACCAUCAAAAAGACUCGUUCUUACAGAGGUCUCCUUGUUACUGAUAAAAUGGUUUGGGUCCUGUUGCUGCAGUCCUACUGUGAGAUGCUCCAGGCUAGCCUGGCUAAGGCCAGCAACCCUUCUUGCUCAGGCAGUAUGUCAAACAUCUUUUAUUAGUAAUUCAUUCUCUGGGCUUGGCCCCUGUAACUCAGUGGCUAGGGCGCCAGCCAUAUACACCAGAGCUGGCGGGUAUGAAUUCAGCCCGGGCCCGCCAAACAACA
Molecule: messenger RNA, 1531 nt
Organism: Otolemur garnettii (small-eared galago)
Lineage: Eukaryota; Metazoa; Chordata; Mammalia; Primates; Galagidae
Gene: CUNH22orf39
Product: chromosome unknown C22orf39 homolog
Exons: 4
Coding region: 1-429 (142 amino acids)
Source: RefSeq, a predicted model, not a curated record